Molecule: messenger RNA, 9434 nt
Organism: Procambarus clarkii (red swamp crayfish)
Lineage: Eukaryota; Metazoa; Arthropoda; Malacostraca; Decapoda; Cambaridae
Source: RefSeq, a predicted model, not a curated record
UCUUUGCAGCGUCUGGUGUUACCUGUUCUGUGGUGGGUUUGAUUGAUGAGGAAAUUAGCACUUUUGCAAGAAUUCGUCUUUGAUAGAAGCUUCCAUAGAUACAAGAGCUGAGGAGCAAAGUUCCAUAAUCUGCAGCAUGAGUGAAGGACAGCGUCUGGAGCACUACAUGAGAGACUACAAAUAUGUGUAGUAUAAUAAGUCCCACUUGAAAUUGAAAUAAGUUUAUUGAGAAUGAGGCAACUUGUGGUAAUAUAAAGCAGUAACAAGUGAUUGGAUGAGAGCUGCGGAUUAACUGAAGAAUCAACUCGUCAAAAUGGGGACCAGAUCAGCAGCUUUUACGGCUAAAAUACGCAACCUGAAUGACUUCCAUCUGCGGCUCCUCCAUGCUGUUGUUCCAGCCCCUUCUGGCCUCGAUAUUGCCAACACCCUCAAAUACUUCUCUCAGACAUUACUAGGUGUGUUGCGAGAAAUUCAAGAACGGCCUAUGGACAUGCUGCGACACCGAGACCAGGACGCACUACGCCUGGCUCUCUUCCCUAACCUUGAUUAUACUGGCUUGCAUCAGUCACUUGUUGCUCUCGUUGACAUCAUUCCUCUGAUCCAGUAUGGCACACAGGUACUUGGCCAAGCCCUGCUGAAUACCCUGGCUUGCCUGGUAGUUUUCUUGGAGCGCAAAGUCAUUGACACUCUGCCUUACCUUGUGGCAUCCAUGAUGACGUCAAUUCCCGACACACUCCACCAGCAAUUGAUCACCACACUCUGUUAUUAUAUCCUGCCAGUGACCGUUGGUGCAACUGCUGCUGAGGGGGAAGAGGAGAACUAUGCUGCUGCUUCUGUUCCUGCUCUCUUGAUGAUGAUCUUCCAGUAUACUGACAAUGCAGCCUAUCACUGUGAGCUGUUAGAGUGCCUGAUGUCACUUAAGGCAGACAUGGUGAAGGACUUGCUGUGCGUCAUCGCAUAUGGCACCCCAACUGCUCGGCCCCCUGCUGCCAACCUCCUCUUCUAUUAUUGGCCUAACCUCAACCCAACCUUGUAUGAUCGCAGAGGCAUUCAUAUCAAAUUUAGCGACAUAUCAAGUGUGUUGAAGGCAAUGUUCAAUAAAUCGGCACAGGCCGCGAAAAGUGAUUCGAUAUCCCAGACUGCAAAUUCUGACAGUGGGGAAUCGAAAAAUCCAAAAGGUUGGAAGCCACUUCUGUGCCAGAUUGAAGAAUGCGAUGGCGAUGGCACUAAUGAAGCUGUCAAAGUUUGCCUUGACCAUGCCGUGUGUCUGGGAGCCUGCCCUGACAACCCGCCUCCUCUUUAUUUGUGCAUUGACUGUGUAGAAGAUAUCAAGAGAGAACAUAGCACAGUGGAGUUUUUUGAUAUACUUAUGCCAAUGGCACAAGUUUCGGCUACUUGUGAGAACAAGAACUGCCGAUCCACUGAAAAGAAUGCUAUAGCCACAUGUUUUAGCAUGGAGUGUGCAAGCUACAACAGCAACAAGCCUAUACGAUACUGUAGUCAGUGCAACAACAUCCGACACAAUAACAGACGCGGCACUGAUCACGUGGUCCACACCACCAUUGCAUCACCUUGGACAAUGGAGCCACAGAUGCAGAAUUAUAUUAUUGAAGCUAUUGUCAGUCUUCUUAAUGAGGCUCAACCAUUUGGAGAUAAAACAAAAUGCAAGGAUCACGACCGUCUCAACAGGGCUGGACUCCUCGACGAUAUUGAUAAGGGUGAAGGUCUAACCCCAGAAGAGAGCCGUUUACUGAGCCGUUAUGGAGUGUGGCUGGUUGUGGGGUUGUGUGCUCCAACCCCAGAAACACCCGUGGAGAUGCUGGGCCGUAUCUUAGCAGCUCUCUGCCAUUGGUUUAAUGCCACACAAUAUCUUCCUGAUGAUCAACAAGGGACAUCGAUUGAAAGGCUUAAAUCGGAAAAUAUCCACAACUGGCUUCAAGAUGUAUGCAAGACUCAUUUUGAGGUGUUUGUAGCCUGUCUCAUGCCUCAUCCAGUUGAAUAUGCUCGAGUUGGGGGUCACUGGGAUACCCUGGCAACCCGUACUGACCAUAUCAAGGAAGGGUUCAACCGGUUAUUUUGCUUGGUACCCUAUGAAUUAAUAACAGUUCAAGUGUGGGAUCGUGUUAUGCCUCACUGGAUGGAAGCCAUUCAUAAUGAAAUACCUGAGGAAGAACUCCCCGAACUUAAAAUUACACUUAGCAAGCUUUUGGAUUCUGACAUGAGUCCACUUGGAUUUGAUGCAACGCAGAUGUACAAAUUCAUCAGUGUUCGAUUUACCAACACUUCAGGCUCAGUUCAAGAACAAACUUUGUCUUGGCUUCAGAUUUUGACUUCUCUGAACAUAGUAAUUCCAAUGAGUUUACUUCUAACAAUAUUUAGUGAAGGGGUAUCAUCACUUUGCAACCCGCCACUGUCUGCAAGGAAAACAAGCACUUCUAGUAGGCAAGAUUCAGCUGUGUUGGAGCCGGUGGUAGAGGAUGAUUCUCACAGUAGUUCGGCUCUCUCCGAGGACGACAGGCCACCCUCAGAGCACCCAGAAGACCACUAUUCUGACCCAGAACUUAACCUCACAUGUUUUGUUCUCAUGCUGGAUGUCUUGUUUAAACAAAUGGAAGUUCAAGAAGUUGAAAAGCACCAAGGUGUUGAUGGUGAAGUAAGUGUACCAGUGAUGGCACUCAUCUGUGACAUGCUGAGUGCACCUUGCUUGGCUCCACACAACUGUGAUGGAGAACAAGAGUGUACCACAUGUGAACUCACCACAGCAUUUUUCCAGCUGGAAAUGGAUGUAGUAGCUUACCUGUGUCCACGAGUUGCCAUUCAGAAUAAUAGAGUAGCUGAUAUUAUACCUCCUGAAAUGGAAUCAUCACAAGUCAACAAAAGUCCUGAGUUAUCAACUAUAGAUGCUCAAAUUGGAAGCUCAACCCAUUCCCCUAAACCUUGUCACCAAUUGCCGACACCAAAAGACGGAGGACUGUUGUCAGCAAUGGCAAACAUGCCUCAGAUUGUCACAGCUACUGUGGAAACAGUUGGAGAAUUAGAUAUUGCACCCAACAUCCCUCAAGAACAUGUGGUGAAAGCUGUAGCCCGGGCAGUUACGCUAACUGAGGAAGAUGUUGCAUAUGCCACAGCCAAUGUAGCUCUGCCUAGUGUGGUAGGGGAGGAUGAUGAGCCUAUUGAUACCACUCAACAAGGUGAUGAAGAUAAGGAGAGUUUCUGGCUUACUUCCCAGGGCAAGUUCAAGUUUAGAAUUGAAGAUCUUCCACCUCAUUUGCAAGUGAUUUACACCUUGUUAAUUCGACUAGAAACAUUUGAGGAUGGUGACGUAGUGUACCACAUCUGUGAGUGUUUGAAGUAUCUUGUGCUGCAUGGUGAGGCUAUGGCUCAUGCGGCGGUUGAUCAUCGUGGUUUUCUCAUUUGGUGCCAAGAAAACAAAACUAUUGUAAUAAUGUGGUCUCUGAUUGAGGCGGAGUGGUCACAUGUUGCUGAGGUCUGCGUGUCCCUCUUACUUCACUUUGUUACUCUCCCAUGUGGUGCCGAUAUAUUUUGGAAGCUCUGUGAAAAUCACUUUAAUCAUCAAGAUUGGAAAGUUCGCUUUCAAGCAGUGGAAAAGGUGGUAGUCAUUGGUAGAUUUCUGGGAAUAUCUGCUGUUCGCCAAUGUCCAGGACUUCAGGCUGCUAUUGCACAUGCAUUUUGCUUCCUGAUCGCCUCACUAGAUGACAUAAAUGUGGGAGUAGCUCAGCGGGCAUCGCUCUACCUGACUACCUUACCUGAUGCUGGGCUCAGGGCUCUCUGUUGGUGUCUGGAACAGCAGUUUGAUAGUGUAAUUAUGGAUAGACCCAUGAUUAUUCAAGCCCUGCAUCAGCUGAGCUCACGACUGCCCGAUCGUCGCAUACUGACUUGGGAGUUCUUCUUCAACCGCUUCGAUGCUCUUUACCUUGAGGCCCAGAUUGCUCUUGAGAAGUAUGGGGACAUAGCUUUCCCAAGAGAUUUAAAGAAUUCCGACAUGACAAGUGAUGUGUUUGAGAGGAAGCUAAGUCGUGCAAAAGAUGCCUUGACUCUUGUACAGAGUGCUAGUGUGCGGACUCUCUCCGGAUCUCUUGGUACGAAGUGGCCGUACAAACGUACCAUGUCAGCUCCUGCCAACAUGUUUAACCGUACUGUUGAGAAGCAAGUGGAUAAAGAAAAGGAAAAAACAUAUCUCCGGCAAGCCUCCGCACCGUUGCUUAAACGCAAGACCUCGAAAUUUGGGCUUGGUCAGUUCAUAGGCACAAACCAGUCCAAUCAUUUAGCCUCAGCAGACGGAGGCAUGCGGUGUGGUGACGACGGGUCUAUUGUUCACCAGCUGCAGCGUGCCAUGGACCUUGAGGAAACUGAUAAAGAUACCCUGCAUCUUCUUGUGUUCCUCUUCAUGCAGUUCCUCUCUCAACCCCAGCAUGCUGGAGGAAGCGAGGACAAGGGAAGCGCGAAAGUGAUGAACCUGGUCCUCAGGCAUCUCUCUGUGCUGAUGGGCUUUAGUCCUCAGGAGCGUUGCUUUUCAAUAUUACCCUCCAAGAUCAGAGCAUCUCCAGUCUUUAAUGCCUUCUUAUCUAAUCUGCCACAUGUUUUGGAUCACAAUUUCUCUAUGGGGACGCUACUGCUUCCUACCUGCCUGCCAGUGUUGCAGUUCUGCAGCGCUCCGCACAGGGUGGCGGAUCUCCGCUACCCAGGAUUUAGCUUGUGGUGUCUUCAACCUCAUCCUAGAAAAUACUGGCUGAAAUCCGUUCUUACUUUCUUGUAUAAGUACAAGUACAGCAGUCAGCCACUGUCAACGCAAGCUCUCUCUCUGGUCCGCAUAGUGCUAAACACCAUAGAUAAUCACUAUCAUCGCUGUCGAAAAGUUGAUGACCCAACCUUGUGUGGUGCCAGCUCGGCAUAUUCUAGAGAGGUGAGCCAAGGAUCUAUUGGAGGAAAUGAAACGGAGCAUCCUGGAGACUCGCCACCUCAGUCACCUGGUCUGUUUCCUGGAAGUGGCCGUGUCGCCCACGUCACUGGAGGACCCCACACUGAGCCACGGACACAGGGCGUAACUAUGCAUAGUCAUCUUAAAUUGGCAUCUGUUGGAUCUGAAGACAGCAGGAAGCAAAGGAAGAACAAUGAGUCAAAUUUAGCGGCAGAUGGUGAUGAUGUAGAACCAGAAUUGGAAGCCAUACCUGAAAGUCCAAAAACAGACAGUCCGAUUUGCCAGGAAACUCUUGGUGAACUAGAACCUUAUGAGAACAUCAUGAAGGGUGAGCAAGCAGUGAUGCGUGUGGAACAUGAUCACAAUACUAAAGCUAUUGUGAUGCAUGCACCAUGUGCAAUGCCUUCUUCUGCUUCCAUCAUAGUUCCGCAGACCAUCCGUGCACAGGCAGUUACAUCAGUUAUGGCUUCACAGAUACAAGCAUUUGAUGAAUCCUUUACUGUUAAAAUUCAUAAUGCUGAACUCGCCACAGUAGACGUAAAUCUUCAAGAUGAUGAGAGAGUGCGAGCAGGAAAUUUGCAAAGCAAUGAUCACGUUGACAACAACUGUCAUCGGACAUGGAUUCUUGGACAUGAUGAAAUGGAAGUAGUCAGCAGCUCGGAGAAAGGCAAACUAGCUCACACCAAAUCCUCCAAACCAAAGGUUCACCGUACAAGUACUGUUGAUCUGGGCUUUCUAGGUCAUAAUUCACCAAAGGAAAGUCAGCAACUGAAAGCAAAUGGACGGGAGGUGAAGAAAGGGCCAGCAUCAGGAAGCCAUCUGUCUCCAAAAUCUGUUCACAGUCUCGGACAAAUUACUCCAGGUGAAGCAUUGAAAUCCAUUGAGCACGAAACCCGUGCGAAGUACAGCAACCCGGAUAUGUCACCUCGAGAACGUUUGCUUCCUGUUGGAAUGGAUAAAUGUGGAGUUGCAGACUCGGGAUGCAAUAAAGAUGGCAGUGAGCGGCAGGUUAAGAGAGCAGGUGCUCAGGCUGUACCCAAAAUGGAAGAGGCUGUUUAUGCAGAAGCUACUGUUGAAGAAGCAAGUGUUUACGAUCACUCUGUAAUUGAAGCAGUGGUUAGAAAGGACUCGAGAGUGGUGAUGGAUCCACGAGGAGACACUGGACAUCCAUCUUACAUCCACCACCGCUCUCCGCAGUCUCCACUCUCCAUGAUGGACUUGAUGACUCUGGGUUCACCAGUUGAAUUAGAUGACCAAACAAGUAUAGCGAUGGACUCACCAAAUACAGGGGUCGUGUCUCCUCCAGACGGUUUAGAACUUCCAACUCCUGAAAGGCUUCUGCCAGUUGGUGGGGAAAAGGCAACUCCUGGCAAGAAGCAUGAAGACAGUCAACCGGGAUCCAUUCUGGAACGCGUGUGGCAGGCAUUUGGAGGCUGGGCAAAUGGAAGCAAGGGCAGUGAUUGUGAACUGGUGGAGGUAGUGGCACAUAAAGAUGUCCACAAAUCACCGAAGCAAAAGAGUGUGGUUGGCCAAAGAGCCCAAAUGGAGAAGCAGGACCAAGUGAACACCUCUACAGAGGAGACAACUGAUACAUCAAACUCUGGCACCACAACGAACAAUUCAGGUCCUGAUGAUACCUGCAUUGGUAAAGGUAAUUUGCACAGCAGAGCCAAACCUGUCUCUGUAGAAAGUGAAGAAGAAGGUCUGAAGGAUGGAUAUCGAUGGAGUGAUAAUGACAAUAUUGCAUCUUUAUGUGGUGGUGUUGCCAAUUGCAACUUGCAAGGGCCUCCUCUCCCUCCAUCCAUCAAGCAGUCAUCACUUAGAGUUGGAGAAGACUGUAUGCUCUAUAGAUGCAUGGAAUGUGGGGAAGUGUUGGAAGAAUUUUCCAAUGACGAUCUGGGCUUAUGCAUCAUAAUCCUCUCUACAUUUGUGUACCGACAACCUGGUCUUGCUGCACCUCUGCUCCCGAGAAUGUUAAAAACAGUGGCCAGGGUGUCUGGAAGUGAGAUAUUCUCCUGGCAAUACGAGAGCUCUGUCCACCUCCCUGGCUCAUCAACGAGUAUUGGCCGUCAGUUUCUUCGCUGUGUUCUACAUCAGCUUGCUCCAAAUCAAAUUUUUAACCAAAUAUUUUUCACCAAUAUCGAAGAAUAUCAGCGUGUUCAACUUUUCAAAACUCUAGCACAAGCUCUGAUGGAUUUCAAUGAGCUGAAUCCUUCGGCUCCCAUUCAAUUGCUUCUUGAGAAUCAGAACAGCAAGAAGGUUCUGCCAACUGAGAACCUUGCACAUUUGCUUGGAAAUGUUGCAUCAUAUAUGGAGUGUGUUGGACAAGACGGUGGUGGCGGCCUUUCUUCCAGUUUGGUUCCUCUCUUUGACACGUUCCUUCGUAAAGUUCUCCUUUGUAUCAAUGUUAUGACAGACUUGAACCCAGUGUUGAGGAUUCUAGUAGCAAUUCUCAAGAUUCCAGGGGUGUCAUCCCAUAAGAGUGUUCUUGACCCAGUGUCAAAGCUAGUGAGCUAUUCCAUUCAGAACUCGGUCAUGAAGUACGAGCACCUGAGUGACAUGUGUCAUCUGUGCAACCGCAUCUUUUCAAGGGAGAGAGACAAGUUGUUGCUGCCAAGGUUGGUUGUGUACGAGUUGGUUCAAGCACUCAAGUUUAAGACGUCAAUCCCAGACACCAACUUGGUUCUUCUUGUGCAGCUUGUUGUACAGGACAGUGGAGGAACUCUGGGCAGCAAUUCUGUUGUUGGAGACCUACCUAAGGACAUUCAAGAUAUCCAUAAUCUUCCUAAUACUUGUGCUGCUGAGUGUAUGAGGUCACAUUUGCACGAUGCUCUCGAGUUCAUUGCUGAUGUACACACACUAACCAAAGUGAAGUCAAAUUGCCGUAGCAGCGUUGGCUUGAACGAGGACACAAUGGGUGGGCUAGUAAAGGCUGGCAUCUCUCAAUAUUUGGCAUUAGAAAUCACCCGUGGUAACAGCAGAGACAAUAGAGCUAUCACCAAGUACCUGCCAUGGCUCAACAAUCCUCCAACUACUGUUCAACAAGGACCCCGAGAAUUUAUUGACUGUGUGUCGCACAUUCGUUUACUGUCGUGGCUACUGCUUGGGGCUUUGACUCACACCUGCCUUGUGGGAAGCUCUGCCUCAAUAGUGUGCCAGCCCAUACCUCCAGAAGCCUCCUGUCAUAUUGCUGACCACAUUCAGGUGAUCUUGGCAGGUUUUGCUGAACAAUCAAAAACGUCUGUGCUUCAUAUGUCAUCUCUGUUCCAUGCUUUUAUUUUGUGUCAGCUAUGGACAGUGUACCUGGAGCAAGGUGCUGGCAGCCCUGGAGGAGACAGUUAUAACAGCAUCUCUGCCAUCCUUACUGAUUUUUGGGCCAAGGUCACGCCAGGCAUUCUUCAGCUGGUUUCACACUCUAAAGUGGAAACUGAGACAGCCCAGCUGAGUGAGAUGGUCAACCUACACUUCCUGAGUCUAAUGGAGGCCCUUCACGAGUGUCGCUCUACUGUCCUUACCAAAUUAUUGCCUCUCUGGGCUCCAGUUUUGUACACUCAUCACACUAAGUUACCAGGACAGCUAGCCGUGAGACUGCAAGCAUGUCAAAAUGCAGCACCUCCAACCGACCUGGAGACUCCACGGCCCAGCACCACCACCACCUUGCCAAAUCUCUUACGCUGGCUCCAUCGACUCCAGUUCAAGAUGGGCCAAAUAGAACUUCAGUCAUCUGCUGCUACACAGUUCUACUCAGUGUAGAAUUAUUUACUGUAACAGGAGAAAAAUAUGAAUUGACAACUACAGUAUCAUUCGACUAUAGAAAAAUAUGAAUUGUUAAUUUUAUUAGAUCUAUAUUGUAAUAUACAUAUAUAUAAAUGUAGUCAUAUAUAUAUUAUUUAUAAAAGAGAAUAGUGAAUAUAUUUAUAUAAAUAUUUGAAUGAUAAUGUAGAGGCAACUCAAAAUUCAGGUUAGUUAUAUGUAGCAAAAUUCUGUAUAUUGAACCCCUAUUUUACUACUAACUUUCAUUAAAUAUAUUAUAAAUGUAAACAAUCGAAUGUUUAAUCUAUGAUGAUCACAUUGCUGCAGUACGCAACAGUAAAAACUGUUCAACUACAAUUUUGUUGAUGUUGAUAAGCACUGUCAAUCUUCCCAUAUACUGUAUAUGAAUGGGCAUCAAAGAUUCUCAUUGAUAUGUGAAUAGCUCAUACAGUAUAUCAUGUAUUUAAUAAAUAUUUGCUCAGUUUUUAUUUAGUCAAAUUUUAAUUGUAUACUACCAAGUUUUUAUAUUAUUUUAUUUUAUAUUUUAUAUUAGUUUUUAUUUUCAGUAUUUUAUUUAUUCAGAUAUUAUUUAUUUUGUGUAUUUAAAUAAAAAAACAGCGUUGAAACGCCAUUUUCUGGGUGAGUCCCGGAGGCUCCCCCAGAAACUUUCAUUUGAGAUCAGCUUCUCAUAUUCUUAUCAAUAUGUAAAUGUAUAUAUUGAAUAAAUGUCUACUAUAUUACA